Molecule: messenger RNA, 1398 nt
Organism: Apis laboriosa (Himalayan honeybee)
Lineage: Eukaryota; Metazoa; Arthropoda; Insecta; Hymenoptera; Apidae
Product: histone-lysine N-methyltransferase SETMAR-like
Exons: 1
Coding region: 195-656 (153 amino acids)
Source: RefSeq, a predicted model, not a curated record
AAAAUUAAUGAUAAGAGAGAAAAGAUCAUAGCAAAUCAUUAUUAUUUAUCUGUCAACUAGAGAAGAAGAUAAAAUAGAAGUUCUCAAUAGAAAACAAUUAUACCUAAUCACUAUCAAAGAAUAUUAAGUCUCCCAUAAGUUUUUCUUUCGCGCCAUACUAGAAUGACUUUAACUAGCUAUUUUUUUAUAUAAAUAUGCAGGCUUAUCUGUUAGCCGUCUAUGGCAUUUUUUUCAAUCGUCUCAGAGCUCUUUUAAAGUACGUUGGUGAUACAAUCUCUUUUAAAAAUUUUUUCUACGCCAAUAUGGGUAGUCAAAGAAAGUAUUUGCGGCAUGUUAUGCCUCAUUAUUUUAAAAAAAGUAAUAGUGCAAAUGAUACAGAGGAGAUUUGUAUCGUUUACGGGAGUGAUGCUACGACUAUUACGACUGUCCGCAAUUGGUUUAAGAGAUUUAGAGCUGGCAAUUUUGACUUGAAAGACGAAGACCGCAACGGCUGUCUAACAACGACGGAUACGGAUCUUAUCAAGACCAUGCUCGCUGAAAAUUCGCGAUAUAGUGUGCGAAAAAUAAUGGAUAUCACUAAUAUUCCCAGAACAACGGUACAUAAUCAUCUGAUCAGGAUGGGAUAUAUUAAUCGAUGUAAAGUUUGGAUUCUAUAAUUAUUGACGGAAACGGGCCUUAUGAAUCGCGUCUCUACGUGCAAUUUACUUCUCCAGCGAUAUGAAAGAGAUCUUUUCUUAAAAAAGUUUGUCACUGGAGACGAGAUUUGGAUUUUGUAUCAAAAUAUGCAUGGAAAACGUAUUUUAUCCAAGACCUUCAAUUGUCGCAAAGCCUAGACUUCACCCGAAGAAAGUUCUUUUGUCCAUUUGGUGGGAUUGGAAAGGUGUAGUCUACUAUGAGUUUCUUCCUCAAAGUGAAACUAUCAAUUCUACCAAAUACUACAAUUAGCUUGAUAAAUUGAGAGCCGCCAUAGAAGAAAAACGGCCAGAAUUAAGGAACCGAUGAGCUAUCGUUUUUCAUCACGACAAUGCAAAACUGUGUUGCAGCAUUUACCUAUAAGAGAAAAACUAUUACAGUUUAAUUGAGAUAUUCUAUUGCAUCCUCCAUACUUUCCAGAUUUUGUUCUAUUCGACUAUUAUUUGCUCUUGCCAUUAAAAAAUUCUCUCCAUAAUAAAUGGUUCCAAUUCGUAAGCGAAAUAAAAACAUACCUCGAGGAAUAUUUUGUAAGUAAACUCCAAUAAUUUCAGAAAGAGGAAUAAUGAUGUUUUCUGAGAGAUGAAAGAAAGUGAUAGAGCAGAACGGUUCAUAUAUAACGCAAUAAAUCAACCUUAAACAACAAAUAUUGUGUAUUCAUUUUAUCAAAAAGAAAAGAAACUUAUAAGACAGCCUAAUAGAAGUGUU